AUGGCAUGCUGUAUGAGACGAGCUGACCUCCAUGUCGUCAAGAAGCUUCUGACCAGCAUCAUCGUCUGCAUUACAGACUCCUCCGGCACCAUCCAAGGUCAGGGCCUCCUCGUUUUCCCCGGCCGUGUCGCGCUCGAAACGAUUUCCCUUCCAACCCGUGAACGGCUUCGAACCAAGGCGUACGCGGGGAUGGAUGCUCCCACUGUCUGCCUCCUACCGACGUACAUCGCCCAAAGCCCCCGUAUGGAGUGGCUCCGCCGCCUUAUCAACUCGAUCCGUCUCUUUUCAGCCCCAAGGUGGCAGGGCAACCCAUUUUCGGACGACAGCACCAUCGGUCAGACAGUGGACGCCCUCCGGCGCUUUGUUAAAGCGACACUCCAGAUCAUUCGCCAAGGUAUCGACCGGUACGACCCCCUGUGGAAGGUUGGGGUUCUUAUUCAAUCAAUGGAGCACGACCCGAUCGUCGGCAAGGACUUUAUGCCAGCUCGACUGUUGGCGUGCUACAUCGAUCCGCAGGGAAGGCUCGAUUACGAGCUUGCCACUCUGGGCAAUGUCAAGGCUCUACUCCUCGACGACGCCUCGUACAUCGUGUCUGCUGAGGAGCUCCUCACAGGGCACACUGCCCCUUAUCGCCUACUGGACCACCGCAUCCUUCCCUCCUCGUAA
Messenger RNA from Vanrija pseudolonga, 666 nucleotides. RefSeq lists its product as uncharacterized. Lineage: Eukaryota; Fungi; Basidiomycota; Tremellomycetes; Trichosporonales; Trichosporonaceae. Bases 1 to 666 code for a protein of 221 amino acids. The record is from RefSeq and is a predicted model, not a curated record. The transcript is spliced from 2 exons.